AUUUAUUCAUUUAGAUUAUUUCUUAGUCCGACUGAGUUGUAGGACCAAACAUGUACAGGAAUGUAGUAUGCACUUUAUGACGAGUACUGUGAUAAAGUGUGCACCGACAAUAUGUCCCAGCAGGUACUCCGCUGAUAAGAACUUUAUCAGCAUUCCAAACUGUCCAUACCGUACACAAACCAUGAAACUAAACUACUCCUAUUUGCUAUGUGGAACUUGUAUUGUCUUUGGAACUUCUCUGAUUUACCUGUCCUAUAGAUCUUCAUCAUUUGGUUAUGCUCAUUGGGCAGCUUUUUCGAAAGAAAUCCUCGCGGGUAAUCCACUUAGACGCAGUCAAAUUUCACCUGCCGAUCUGCAGAGGUCCUUGAUAUUGGAAAGAGUUCAAUCACUGGAGUCAGCAUGUGAUUCAGCAGAUUUGAGCGCAUAUCAGUUUAACUUCUAUCAAGUAACCUCUAGGUUUUACGUUGACAAACAAGCUAAUCUUUCCUACUGCAAAGUACCAAAGGCCGGGAGUUCUUUUAUGACGGAGAUUUUUUUUGCUUUAGACAAAGACGAAAAAAAUAACAGCAAAAAUUCGAUUUUAAAGUCCAAAUCUAUUGACGAAAUAUUUGAAAUGAGUAGAAAUCGCGUUCAUAUGAUUGGAAAUAGCAAGCUUGGUGCUACUCCCAUGUUAAAUGACAAGGAGCUUAAUACAACAGUUUUACUCGUCUCUCGAAAUCCUUAUUCUAGACUUUAUUCAGCCUAUGUUGACAAGUUCUACCUCUUCGGGUUGGUCAAGACAGCGAUGGAAAUUUCAAAUAAAAAUAAAAAAAGGCAUUCGUCAUGUGGAUAUGAGGUCACAUUUCCAGAGUUUCUGGACCACGUGAUCACCACCGCAUACGGUGGAUAUCCAAUCAACAGACAUUGGGCACCGGUUUAUCUAUUAUGUCAUGCUUGUGACGUAAAAUAUGACGUCUGAAACUGGAAGAGGACACAGCAUGCAUAUUAUAAUUAUAUUCAUUCGAGGGGAAACUGGGGAUUUCCUUCGAACAAGAAAAGUUGCUUUUCAAUAAAGUCUAUUAAAAACUAUA
This is a messenger RNA of Magallana angulata, 1070 nucleotides long. RefSeq names its product carbohydrate sulfotransferase 11-like. Lineage: Eukaryota; Metazoa; Mollusca; Bivalvia; Ostreida; Ostreidae. Gene Ontology annotation, cellular component: membrane. Gene Ontology annotation, biological process: carbohydrate biosynthetic process. The transcript is spliced from 4 exons. Gene Ontology annotation, molecular function: sulfotransferase activity. The coding region runs from base 68 to 958 and encodes 296 amino acids. The record is from RefSeq and is a predicted model, not a curated record.